Messenger RNA from Grosmannia clavigera kw1407, 1221 nucleotides. RefSeq names its product ureohydrolase. The record is from RefSeq and is a predicted model, not a curated record. Gene Ontology annotation, molecular function: metal ion binding; agmatinase activity. Lineage: Eukaryota; Fungi; Ascomycota; Sordariomycetes; Ophiostomatales; Ophiostomataceae. The transcript is spliced from 3 exons. Bases 1 to 1221 code for a protein of 406 amino acids.
AUGAAAAGCAGCAACAUCGGGUCUUGGCUUUUGGCCGGGCUGGCUUUGGCUGGUGUCGAUGCUUGCGGUCACCAUCACCAUCAGGAUGCCCCCCUGUAUACGGAAGAGCAGCUGGCCGAGCUAGAGCGCAAAUGGGGGCAAGACUGGACAUUCACCGGAAUUGGCUCGUAUGCCCAUCUUGACUACGUCAAGUGCCUGACGACACCGUCGGAGCUGUAUGACAUUGCCAUCAUCGGGGCUCCCUUUGACACGGCGGUGUCGUAUCGGCCAGGAGCCCGUUUUGGGCCCCGGGCCAUCCGCCAAGCCUCCAGCCGGCAGUCGGCCAUGCGGGGCUUCAACCACCGGGCGGGUGUGAACCCGUACCUCAGCUGGGCACGUAUCCUGGACUGUGGCGACAUUCCGGUCACACCGAUCGACAACGCGGUGGCGCUGGCCCAGAUGACCGAGGCGUUCACCGAGCUGGGCAGCCGGGCGCCGGCAUCGCCGUCUGUACUGGCGCGGCCUCGGCUGAUCACGCUCGGUGGUGAUCACAGCCUGGCACUGCCAGCGUUGCGAGCGCUGCGCACAAUCUACGGGAAGCCGCUGCGGGUGAUUCACUUUGACGCCCACCUCGACACAUGGCAUCCGUCCAAGUACCCAUCGGCCUGGCCGUCUGAACAGGCGCAGUUCAACCACGGGUCCAUGUUCUGGCUGGCCGGACGGGAGGGUCUCCUGAGCAACGCCAGCAGCGCGCCGUCGGUGCACGCCGGUCUGCGGACGCGGCUGACGGGCGCCGACUACGCCGACUACACCGAAGAUGACGACCAGAACUGGGUGCGGCUGAUCGCGGACGACCUGGACGAUAUGGGCGUCAAGGGCGUGCUCCAGUCGAUCCUCGACCACAUCGGCAACACCGACGACCCCGUGUACCUGUCGGUCGACAUUGACGUGCUGGACCCUGCGUUUGCGCCGGGCACCGGAACGCCCGAGCCCGGCGGCUGGACGACGCGCGAGCUCAUCCGCAUCCUGCGUGGCCUGGAGGGCCUCAACAUUGUGGGGGCCGAUAUCGUGGAGGUGUCGCCGGCAUACCAAGGCGCCGGCGAGGAGACAGCGCUGGCAGCAGCCCAGGUGGUCUACGAGUUCAUCACGUCCAUGGUCAAGCGCGGCAUGGCCGAGAUGGGCAAGGAGGCGGUGGAAGAGGACCUGGCGUUUGUGGACCAGCACGCUGUCAAGGAGCUGUAG